AUGUCUUGCGUCCAGUCUCGUCGUGCGGUGCAGGAAAGCUUGAUCAAACUUUGUGAUGGUCCGGUAUCUGUAAUAUGGAGACCGAAGAAGCCUUCAGCGAGUCCACUUGCACCGAUCGAGAUCGCCGUCAGGUCGUGGCUGGAGCUUCUGGGCCAGGACUUGUUGAAUGGCGGUGAUUCAUAUGUGGAGAACCUGUUGUCGAGAGCCCCAAAGCGAUGGGUGGUUUACUCUCCGAUGGUGCUUCUGCCGCCGGGAAGUUUUGGUCAACAGUGGUGGGAAGCGGUAGGAUCUGAGCAAGUUGCCUCGAGAUACGCUGUUGAAUUAUGGACUUUGUUAUUGGAGAAUAUUGGAAAGAGAGAGGGGAAAGGCCCUUUGACCCACUUGGCUGUCAAUGCGGAAAUACCUUUGCACAAAGAUCCAAGCCCAAAUUUCGACGGGGAGAGGCUUGUGGAAAGCAUCGAGAAUGUCCUCCGGACACCUAGUGGCUUAAUCAUGCUUCACGGGGACUUUGGUCCUGUCUUGUCCCCUGAGACAGUGCCUACUGAGAAAGAUUUCGAAGAUGCAUUUUGGGUGAGCACGAAACAGAAUGGUAUCAUUCAGGUGUGGGCUCCGAGGUACACCAUGUUCAGUCGAGGAAAUGUCAAAGAGAAAGCGCGCCUUCUCGAUUUCCACAGCUCAGAUCAAAGUCUAGAAUCCAGGAGACUGGCCAAAGAGAAAGUGGCAAAAAACAGUGCUGUGGAUUUGUACGCAGGCAUUGGGUACUUUAUGUUCAGCUAUAUAAAGAUGGGUCUGCGGAGAGUGAUAGGAUGGGAGUUAAAUCCUUGGUCUGUUGAAGGGUUGAGGAGGGGUGCUGUUGCCAAUGGGUGGUCUGUGAAGAUUGUCCGCAGCCAUGAGGUUCUAGACCUUGCAGAAUACGGACAAAUCGUUGUGGUCUUGGGGGACAACAGAGACGCUGCAAAGAGGCUGCGGGGGCCAUGCAGAUACGCACUGGGAGGUAUCAUUCACGUCAAUUGUGGCUUGUUGCCAUCCAGUGAGGACAGUUGGGAGAUGUCGCUCGAAAUUCUAGAUCGUGAUGGUUGGCUCCAUCUGCAUGAGAAUGUCGGUGUGAAAGAUGUCCUUGCCCGAACGGCAGCGAUUGAAGAGCUAAUCCUGCGCUGGUUGAAGAAGACCGGGGACCAAAGGUCGGCUAAUGUCGAGCACGUGGAAUAUGUCAAGACCUUUGCUCCUGGUGUUUGGCAUUGCGUGUUCGAUGUCUAUAUCAGUAGGCCAGGAACUCCACCAUGA
Molecule: messenger RNA, 1284 nt
Organism: Hyaloscypha bicolor E
Lineage: Eukaryota; Fungi; Ascomycota; Leotiomycetes; Helotiales; Hyaloscyphaceae
Exons: 3
Coding region: 1-1284 (427 amino acids)
Biological process (GO): wybutosine biosynthetic process; tRNA methylation
Cellular component (GO): cytoplasm
Molecular function (GO): tRNA methyltransferase activity; S-adenosylmethionine-dependent methyltransferase activity
Source: RefSeq, a predicted model, not a curated record